Drosophila navojoa is the source of this 3309-nucleotide messenger RNA. RefSeq names its product integrator complex subunit 8 (gene IntS8). The record is from RefSeq and is a predicted model, not a curated record. Gene Ontology annotation, cellular component: integrator complex. Lineage: Eukaryota; Metazoa; Arthropoda; Insecta; Diptera; Drosophilidae. Gene Ontology annotation, biological process: snRNA 3'-end processing.
AAUGUUAAUUUUUCUGAUGCCGAAAACAUAUGUUUGACGAAGAAGAAUCAGGGACUUAAUUUAUCAACACACGAUGGAGGACCCUUUGAAGCCCAAGCCAGUGCCGCUGGCAGCGGAGACAGUAUUGUGGUUCGAGUUUCUCCUAGAUCCCAAUAAAAUCACAGAGCAUUUGCAAUGCAAAAAUCCCGAACCCAGCGCCGUGGAGCUCAUCAUGCAGUUCAUCAGCAUGACGCCGGACACAGCAAUUGCGUCCACUGUGGUGACGCCGGGAAGCGAUUUGCAAAAUAUAAGUGGCGCGAGCGUCGGCGCCAAUGCCACCACCCCAGCGGCCUCCGCGGCACUCAAUGUACCGCUCCUAACACAGCAGCAGCAACAGCAGCAGCAGUUGCAGUUGACACGCAAACAGUUGGCCCUCAAGAUCCUGGAGCUAAAGGUGGCCACCUGGCUGAGAUGGGAUUUGGAUGCACUGGAGAAGGGUUUGCCCGUGAUAAUGCAGCUGGGUCUACUGCGUGAUCUGUGCACCAUUAGCUAUGGCCGCAUCGUCAGCAUUCCUUUUCACAGUGAUUUCGAUCUAAAGAUUUCGCCCACGGGCAAUGAGCGUGCGGCGCGCUUUGCCCUCACCAUCUACCACAGGAUGGUACUGCGGCUGCAGCUCAUCAAAGACAGCGCACUGAAGAGUCCACGGUCCAUGUUUCAGACCGUUGAUCAGCUGCAGCAGUUUUUGGACACACCCACCCAGCCUUCCAUCGAAUAUCUCGAGCAGUUGUGCUCGCCGGCGGCAGCCAGCAAGCCUUUCUAUGUGUUUCACUACGACAGCUUUGUGGCGCUGCAGUGCGACACGCUGAGCACGGCUCAGAACUAUGACCUGAUGCACCUGAUUACGCCCCAAGAGCUGCGCGCUCAGCUGCAGUUUGAGCUGGCCCAUUACUACCUCCACACCAAGCAGUACGUGCUGGCCCGCGAGGCGGCGGCUGCUUGCAAUGCGAGUCUGCAGGCGAUUCCCGCCGGUGCGACGCGUUACUUUUGCCACGUUCGCGCCGAGGAGCUGGAGGGGCUGCUGCAGGCCUGCGGAAUCAGUGCGCAGCAGCAAACGCUAUUGGAGCGCUUUCACCAAUCCCUGCUGAACAGCUAUGCGGACAUUAUCCCCAUACUGCGCCAAGACAAUCGCGCACGCGAAAUUCCGCUGGUGAGCCGGCGUAACGUCGAGCUGGACAUUGAGGGAGCCAUCUCAACGGGGCUGCUCAAGGAGAUGCCUCAGCAGCUGCUGCUGCAUGUGGCCGCCCUGAAUGUGGUGCGCACCGUCUUCGAGUGGGGCAACAUAUUUGGCAGCGUCGAGUACUUUGAGAAGUACCACGAUCUGGACUACAUGCCGCCCAUCAUGGAGGCAAUGCAGGACGCGCUGACAUACUGCAGCCAUGCGGAGCAGUCGGCUCUCAAACAUUUUCUCAUCGACUGUGUGCUGCACCAGCAGCAGAAACAGCAGAUGGAACAGAGUCGACAGCUGCUGCACACGCUGCGCGGCAUGGCUAUCUUCUCCAGUGAGGAGCUGGUCGACUUGGAAGAGCAGCUGGUGCAGGCAUCGCUGCCAGUGCUGAGCAAUUCGUUGGCCACACUCAACGAUUGGAUUUGCCACUCCAAGAUGAACCGCGUCGACGUGGCCGCUCUGGAGCGCCAGCUGAUUAGCUGCACCAAUGCGAAUAGCGUGCGCAUACUGCUGGUGAAACUGUGCGGCACGGCACCUGGCAAGCCGCUGUGGGCCAUCAAUCCCAGCUGGGAUGUACCGCAGCCGCUGAAGGCGUUGAUCAUGGCGAUGCCUGUUAGCUUCCUGCAAGACUUCAGCUAUGUGCUGCUGGGCAAAGCGCGUGAGCUGGCAACACGUGGCAGCUACAUUGACGCCGUAUCCAUGCUGAGUGUGCUCAAGUCUGAGACGCAGCGCCAGGAGCUGGGCAGCAGCACACAGCUGAUGUGCAAGCUGAUAACGUGGGAGAUCCUGCACAUACAGAUUACACAGUGCCUGGACGAAUGGCAUCAGAAGCCACUCGACUUGCAAGCGCUCGGCACGCGCUGCAAGCAGUGUCUGGGCGCAUUGCAGGCGGGCGACUCCAUGAUGCCAAGACUGGAGAUCCUGGAGAGCUGCGCCAUCAUGCUACUUAAUCUAACCGACUUUCCGCCACUUCUUUACCUCGACAAACGGGCACAGCAGCUGGAGUUGCCGCUGGCCUUUGCGGCCACCUUCAUUGAAAUGGAAAAGAUGAAGGGCCCCAAGAAAGUGUGCCGCGAUGCCUGGGAACUGAUGCUGAGCAUGUUCCUCAAUGUGCCCAAGCGGGCGGCAGCCGCCGGCGCCGGCAUCGGCGCCAGCAGCGCGCUCCAAGCCUUCCUGCAGCGUGUGCGGCAUCAGAGUGUCUUCGGACUGGCCAUAUCCAUGCUCGGCAAAAUGCACAACAUACUGAAGGACGAUCCCAAUCACGAUCUGAACUGCGAAUACAUGCAGCUCUGGCCCACCAGCAUUAACAACCCGAAUGGUUACAGCCUGCGCAGUGUUUCUGAGACGCUGCAGUGGCUGCUCUCGGAGGCGCUCAGCUAUUAUCCGCAGACGGUCUCGUGGCUGAAGAUGAAGGGGGAUCUGGAGCUGGCCAUUGGCAACAAUGAGUCCGCGAUGCGCUGCUAUGUCAACGCCCUGGUCACCGGCACCGACUACUGCACGAUGCCGCUGCAGCGGAAUGUGGCCGAUGACUAUGUCAUUAGGAAGAUGAUUAGGUGUGCGGCCAAUCUGGGCUGCCACAUGCAGGCCACCGUGCUCUGUCAGUUUCUCGAUGAGAUCGACUAUGGUAUCGUCUUCAAGAAUCUCACCGAGAAGUGCUCCAAUUUCACAGAUGCCAUGGAUGCCUACUACAGCUGCAUAUGGGACACGACGCUGCUCGAGUUUAUUGUCAAUCUCCAUGCCAAGCGAGGCGAGCACAGUCGCAAGCUGGAGGCGAUCUCAAUGAUGGGCACUUUGGAGCUGAAUGCCAACAACAAUGAGGAGAUCAAACGAGAGAGCGCCAUGGUUCGCAAAUCACGCUUCUUGCGCGCCCUGGCCAAGCAGUAUUUGCUGUAGUUGUGGGCGAGGAUGCCGCCUGAUCCUCGCUAGAAACUACACCCACAGCACACCCACAUCCACAUCCACGACCAAGCCCACUUCGAAGACCAAUUAGAGUUUAAGCUUCAAGAGUUUUUGUAAUUGUACGACGGUUAGUUUCUAGGCUUAAAGUGUUAGCAAUAUGAUUUUGUGGUUAAAUUAAAGAAAUUUGUAUUUUUUUCGUUGGGAAA